GUGGAAGCGGAUUUUCCCCAGGAUUAAUGCCAUGAAAGUAGCUGCCAAAGGUGAAACGUUGGAGAGUUGAUUAUUCUUCCGAGUUGUGCUGUGUAGAAAGUGUAUAAAAUUUGGCGGUGGCUGCCGCGUCGAGAGCGACUGAAUAAGUGGAAAAUUUCACUAACAGUUUUGAAAUUCUGUCGGAUAAGCAAAUGAUCGUUCGACAGCGAUUUGCCGAAGGAGGAAUAAGCGGAAAAUGAAAGGUCCGUAGGUCGCGAGAAGCCGCCAACCGCCGGAGUGUUGUGUAGUGUGUGCACGCGGAAAACAGUUUCAUGCCCAGCUAGGCAGACAGAAGGAGUGUGCCCCACACAGCAGGGAACGAGAAACGAGGAGGCAGAAGAAAAAAGUUUACCGGUCGGUCCACCAAGCUGAGCAGAGGUGCCGCGGUCGUCGCGUAGAAUGGGUCUAGGUCUCCCCUGAGCUGUUCGAAGGUGGUUGAAUAGCAGAAGAAGCAGGAUGAGAAAACAGUGACGGCGGUGAUUGAUAUCUGAUGCACGAAUUCAAAUAUAGCGCUCUGGAAAACCAACGACCCCCCGCCGACGGCGACAUUGUGGGACCAGGGCAGGCCGGGGAAGACACGGAGAGCGUGCAAGAAAUCCCAAAUUAGAGUGAACGAAAAAUGAUGAGGGAGUGUGGAGACCCGUGGAAUGAUCGGUGUGUGCAAUCGAGUACAAGCGUUCAAGUCUCGUGAUUAGAGUCGAAAAUUAGAAUCAGUGCCAAGAGGAAGAAUAUUGAAUGUGUUCGUGUGCUCACGUUGUUUUGUUAUUGGUAUCAGUGAGUGCAUCCUAAGCCGGUCUUCUCAAGUGUCCCGAAAUUGGGUGGAGAAAAAGGAAAAAAAUAAAAACGAAACACAUAAAAAGGAGAUAGGUAUUUUGUGUGUACUGAGAUUGGAACCGAAGGGCCACAAAAAUUGCAUAAAUCUAAGCGCGUCCGAGAGUGGUGAUAUAAAUCAAAUCGUCUCGGUCUCGAAUGAAAAGGAUAACAAGCACAAGGGGAAAAAGGAAAAAAAAUAAGUGCUCGCGGUAGUCCUGUCCUGCACCAGGGAAGGAAUAAACGCAAAAAGAGGAUAUAAAAUUGAUAUUUAUUACUAGUGUCCAUAGCAGUGAACAACGGCGAAUAUUGAAGACGUAAGGGGAGAUAUCCGCAUCAAAGGAGAGAAUACUUGAGAGAAGAAGUGUAAAGUACACUCACAUCUAUAUAUUCAUACAGAGCGAAAGAAGUAAUUUUGUUGUCCAGCGUUUCAAGUGAAGUGACGAAGUGCGUAAAUAAAAAAUAUAUAUUUUAGUGUGCUUUCGUGAAGCUGGAAUUGACAAGUGACGUGGGAAGAAGGAAGAGCAAGUGUAGUAAACAGUCUCUCCCAGUAUGAUUGGAUACAUUCGCUCUGCUGAAAUUGUCGCAAGUCAAUCAUCAACUAGUAACGUGUGCCGUGCCAAGGCAUGUUGGGGCCCACCGCCAAUGGUCGUUUAAUGGGACCUGGCAUUGGUUCGUCCGCAUCGGCAGUGUUACACCAUCGGAACCUAUGGCCACCGGCAGCAAUAGCAGCGACUUCAACCAGCGCCAGCCGCUCUUUCGAGUUCCAAUCCAAUGGCGAAGUGACAGAAUCGUUAUUUGCAGCAGGCGGGUAUAAUACGCCCCCGGCUAGUUCACCCUUCCUGCCCUGCUCCCCGUUGGAGCUGGUCGCGAAAAACUUCCACAGUACCGGCGCUGCAGUCACAUUCAGUCAAGCCAAUAGCAGCAUAUUUGUACAAUCACAAACAGACUUCAUCAAUGGAACCACAGCGGUUGCCAAAAAGACGGAAACCUGCAUCGGUAGGUGGGAGCACGGUACUCUAGAGCCACUGCAGAUACAAGUACCUCCAGUACCAUCCGUAACUAAUUUGACCAUAAAAACCGAAAACAUUAGUUCCGGCAGUCAGAUAACUUACAGUAGCAAUAAUCUUAAUACUCAUAACAAUACUAGCAAUAAAUCAGACGGAUUAGAUCAGCGUCAUCAUUAUUAUCAACACCACCAAGCUCAACAACAAGUACAACAACAUCAUCUCCACCACCACCAAAGACAACAAUCUCUUAUAACCAGUACUUCCGCUCGUACCACGCUUCUGCGACUAUCGGAACACAGUCACCAUCAUCAUCAGCAUCAGCAUCAUCAACAGCUGACGGACAACGCCACAACGCUUGACCUGGUGGUAACGCCAACGACCACUACGAAGACGGUCACCACCGCAACGGUAGCUCCGUCCUGUCUGUCAUCACCAUCGUUCGCUUUGUGCGCCUACAACAAGAACACCGGCCGCGGAAACUACUCCCAUCAACACGCCUCUCAUCGUCCACCCAACUGCAGUGUGAUUGUGUCGGCACGCAGUAAUCGACAGCAACAGCAAUACUUACCGUUGCCACCCAACAGCUGGAGUUCCGCCAGCUCAUCAAGUGUUGAACCAUCAUCAACGAUCGCAAGAAUCGGUACUAACCAAAGCGCCAGGAGCGCCGUUGACACGACAUGCUCAGUUAUUCACAUUAAACGUGAGCCUUGCCAAGUGUCUGAGGUAACCACAUCGAACAACUUCGAAACCAGCACAACGGCGCUGGCCGCCGUUGUGAAGAUCGAAGCGCAAUCUCCGAAGGCAGUGCCCUGUUCGUCUAGUUCCGGUACCGCCGGUAUAACAAUGGACCAUAUCGGGAUCACUAGUUCGCAAAACAAUGCAGCCGCUACGAUACCGGUCGGUAUUGCGGUCGCCCGACAGAGGCUGCAAGAGUCCACAACCGCGCCAGCAUCGCAACUCCACCAAGCCAAAGAACUAAACCGGUUCGGAAUUGGUAUCGCCGCAGCGGCUGCCACAGCUACCGGAUCUACCGCUGAUUUAGGCUGCACCACGCCGAGUCUGAAUCAGAACAUGUUUUUCACAGGCACCAACAAUACCAUGAUACCCCUCUCCUCGGAGGCAGUCACGAUGGGCGUGACCAGUGCGGCCGUUCAGAAUGCCGUUAGAACACCGCCCGCCCUCUGGCAGUAUCCUGGCUGCCAGCAAUCACAGUCCCAACUACAGCAGCAGCAACUACAGAUCCCUCCACCAAUACCACAGUUAGCGAUGGUGGGCUCCGCGAUGGGUUCGGAGAAAAAAGUGGUAGGCUACCUGGUGCUAGAUCGAAUCGUUCCCUCGCCACCCGAAGAGGACGUCUGCUCGAAGAAAGCUCCUCUUCCUCUUCCGGUCGAAUCGAUGCUACCACUACCACCGAUUCCCCCCGUAGGAUUCCAGCUGGUACGAGAUCCCAGCACCGGCCAGAUUCUGUUUCUCCCGACAACAACGACAAUAGCGAAUCCAACGAAUUUUCUAGAUAAAAUCUAUAUUUCUUGUGUAGAACCAUUCCAACAGGCGGUGGUGUGGCCAUCGUAUCCCCAGUCAGCGGCAACUUUACAGCCACCGCAUCUGCUGUUGCCACAAAUUCCACAGCAGCAACUGCAGCCGCCACCACUGGCACCGUUGCAGAUGCUCAGUUCUGAUUAUCUGACAACCGCCAGCAGUACAACGCUGCACCAGCAGCAGCACACCCAAACUCACCACAGUACAAGAUAUGUCGCUCUGACGGCCGAUAACAACAAACGCCCGACUGUCACCAGCAACAGUGGCAAACAUUAUGCCAACAGUGCCCCGCUUUCUUGUCAGCCGGCCAUCCCAAUGCCAAUCCCUUCGCAUACCUUCAUUAAAAUCGAGGACUGCAAUGGUUCCAGCGCUUCCGGCUGUAACAAUUCCACCCAAAUUUUCCACGAGCCAGAAAAAACCAUCCAAACGGCUACUAUCGCAACGUCUCCGGAUAUCGCGCCGCAGCUGCUGUUCCAACAAGGUAAUCUUAUCCAAAUCGCGCCCUCUGCCAAGGCAACAACGACUGUCCUGGAACCACCUGCAAUAAUGCCAACGAUAGCAACCGCUACGGCGAAUCCAAUCACUCCUCCUCCGUCUACCAUAUCCGCAUCCAUAGCACCUAUUCCUCACCAGCAAGAGUUCUCGGCUACCACGUGUCUGACUCCACCCCCAGAUCAAUCAGUCAUACAAAACGAGGAAGCUGAGGCGCCACUGAACUGCUCUAUGCCCGAGGUUCAAGAUGCAAACAUUCAAACUGACACCCCAGUAAUGAGUGAGGAUGACAACACCGUCGAAACCGACGACGUAUCCCAUCACCAGGAAGUGACUGCCAUCGCCUUGUCGAAUAACAUUACGGAAGAAUCUAGGUUCCCUGAAUCGUUUGGAACGCAGACCAUCGCCAGAUCAUCGGCAGCCCUAUCUUCGUCCACAUCGGACAUGUUGAGUCAUAGCAUCAACACGAGUGGAGAUUCUGCGAUCGAACCGGACAUCUCCACCCAUUCAUCGUCAGUGAACAGUCUAAACUUAAGCUAUGCCAGCAGUAGUACAAACUGCGACCGAGUUGACAUGGAAGUCGAAGACAACAUGUUCCGGAAUUUGCACAGUACGGUAUCAGCUACAUCCUUGGAGCCACCGCCAGCACUCACAGUGAAUGCCAACUGCGGCCUCCGUGUACCGAAAAAGGAAAUGCUUUCCCCCGUGGAAGAACCACCUGUCGCACAUCAAAACACAAGUAUCGAAGAGACCCGUCCCGAGCUAGACACUUCCUCUCAGCAGGAACAGCCCGUUGAUCUGAGUGGACUCGAACUACUCUCCCGCAGUAUAGAAGUUUUUCAAAAGAAAGCCUCGAUGAUCAAGAAGGAACCAAUAUCUCCGCAGCUUCCUUCCGAGCCUCUUCCACUGUUACCGGUCCCUCCACUAGUUCCAUGCGAGCCCAUCCGACGAUUGAGUGUGCAAGAGGACGAGCCGCCCACAGUCAAUCCAGUCAACCUUCCGUCCGCCCCCGAAACUCCACCCCCUCCUGCGCCACCUGUGGCUGAUGUCUACAUCCGCAACGACGAAGAGAUGGUAGGACUGAACCUUCUCUGCGCCCUAGCUGAGCAGCGGUUCCAGGAGGAAGGUAUGUUCAAGAAAGACUCACCCGUAGCGAUGUCUCCGGCAAAUGACAAAGUCGAUGCGACCGAAUGCUCUCCGGAGCAACAGCAACCCUCUGUGGCCAGCCCAGAAAUUCAUUCGCGCAAACGAAAGCACAAGCAUUCCAAAGAAUCGAGAAAGUCUAGCAAGAAAUCCAAACAUGACAGAGAACUAAGGCGAGAACGCAAGCGGAAGCACAGUUCCGACGCUAAUGAGGAAGAGGAUCUAGGUGGCGAGCUGAAGGACAGUUUUUCGCGGGUGCGAGCGAAGCUGGAAAAGUGCGGAUGUAAAGAUGCGGAUGACAAGGAACAUCGUUGUCGUCGGACAAACUGGCUAACGGCGAAUGAACUGUUCAGCGUAAUGGAGUCCGACAUGAAGGAGAGGCUAGUGACCAUCACGAAGCAGUGCGAGGAGAAAAAACGCGAGCUCGAGCAAAUGAGCACAACGUCUGUGGCAAAGGUAAAGCCACUCACCGCGAUGGUACGGAUACCUGAUAUCGGGAAAUCUUUCUUCGGCGGUUUCAGUGGAACGAGUGGAUUGUUGAAUGGAAACUCCAGUGGCACCUGCCUAGGCGGUGGGCAGAUUCCGACUCUGACGGCGUCGAAGCUCAGCACGAUUCCCGCACUGUCGCCUAACUUUUCGUCGUCAUCGAAUUCAACGACCUUCGUUGAGUUACCCAAACUUAGCUCGGAUACCGAUUCUAGCAAGCUGGAAGAUGCCGAUUUGAAUACCAUGGAGAGGUUCCCUUCAUCCAAACGAAAAGGAGGAAAUCCUAAGAAACAUGAUGAUGUCGCCCUUACGGAGACUAUUGUUGCCAAGAAGCCCAAAAGUUUGGUGGGUUAUAUUUUAGCAUCUAAGAAUCGACUGAAUGAGAGUAAUGUGAAGGAAUCAGGCCACCACAAGUCGUCUCACCAUUCACAUCAUCAUCAUCACCACCAUCAAGGAGGCAGUAGUAGCACCAGCAGUAAGCAUCAGUCAGGCGAAACGAAACAGAAGAAAUCACCGAUACAUUCCUCUAAGUUCGAGAGUACGACAAGUGAUGACACGAGUAAUCUUUCGGACGGUUCAUCGAAGCCACAGCCACAGAAAAUUAACUCAUCCGGUUUUAGCUUCGAGGACGAGAACAGCAAACCGUCGGAUACUGCAUUCUCAAUUUUUGGCGGUAAACCAUCGAUUUUUGACAAGGUCAAGACUUCGCCCAUCAGUUUGACAACUACGCUGAAGAUGUCGCCAGUUCAGGCGGCCAUUGUUGCACCGAUGAAACACUCAAAGCAUAAGAAAUCCCGCAGCAAAGAACGCAAACGACGCAAUUCUGAGAAGAAGCGCAUCGAUCAGAAGUGUUUGCUGUCCAGUGAGCAUCUUGGCAAAGAGAAAACUCGAGUCCUGACAGCGAUGGGAGGUUUGUUCUACGCUGGAUGCUUGAGUGCUGUCCAGCCGCCGGAUAUCUAUGCCGUAACGCUGGACGGCGAGAGAGGAAAUCGGCCACAUAUUAUGUCCCGCGAGGAAGUUCUUCGUGACGCUAUUCUUGAGGUUGCUCCCAAAUCAGUGGAUGAGAUUAUCCCAGGAACACGUCUCUGUGCCUAUUGGAGCCAACAGUAUCGAUGCCUUUACCCGGGUGUUGCAGCGGAACCUACUUCACCAGAUCCGGAAAAGCGAUACGUAAAUGUGGAGUUCGAUGAUGGAGAUAACGGCAAGAUCGCUCUGGAGGAUAUCCGGUUUCUGCUAAGCGAUUAUCCUAUUGUUGAAUACGAUCCAAACCCUCUUCUAUCGCUAGGCAAAAGAAAGCGUCAGCCGAGUGUAUCCGAGGUGGCUACCACUGGAACAACCACCACCGGAGCUACAUCAACACCGACAACGACCACCACAACGUGCACCACAAUAACUACGAAUUGUUUCGCGAUUGUCAGUGAACGACCGGAUAAGCGUGUACACGAUGAAGCAUAUCGGGAGGAACGUCGCCGACUGAAGAAGAUCCGCAAAGAUAAACUCCGCCGGCUAGCGGCAACCAACGCGGAACUGUCGUCCCACAAGCACAAGAAGAAAUCCAAGUGUUACGACGAGUAUUGCAAACACCGGAAGCACAAAAAGCGGAGAAAGCACAAGAAACACCACCGGGAGCAUGAAUUUCCAUCUUCGCCGGAUGCGGUUGCAGCGGGUUCAAUGGACGAUGAAAUAUCGCAGGGAGACAGCGCCUCACAGACAGCGGAACCAUUAAGCCCGGCUGAGGUUUCUGAGGUUCCGGAGGAAAAGGUGCUGGACGAGCAGGAAGACUUCAAUCCUACUCUGAAGGAAGACACUAUGACCGAGGAGGAGGCGAGUUCUUCGAUCACGGAAAGUUCCGGCUCGUACUAUCAACCAAAAAAAUCCAACGAGAAGCUAGAGAAGCGGCAAUCAACGGAGAAUAAUAGCAAAAUUGCAGCCUUUUUGCCGGCACGGCAGCUCUGGGCUUGGUGCGGCAAGGGAUACCGUCGAUCUGCCGGAAGGGUUAAGAAGCAGUUCUACAAAUCGAUUCAGCGCGGAAAGGAAACUAUUUCGGUCGGCGACAGUGCCGUCUUCCUUUCUACUGGUCGGCCGGAUCGGCCGUACAUUGGCCACAUCGAGUCCAUGUGGGAAACAUCCACCAACAAUAUGGUGGUCCGUGUGAAGUGGUUCUACCAUCCGGAAGAAACCGAAGGGUGUCCGAAUCUAAAGUAUCCCGGUGCCCUCUUCCAGUCGCCCCACGAGGACGAGAACGAUGUGCAGACGAUCUCGCACAAGUGUGAAGUCCUCUCGCUGAGGGACUACACCGGUAAGUUUGGAUCGGACCCAAAGCAGUACAGUGCAAUCUACGACAACAACGAUACAUACUAUCUGGCCGGUUACUACGAUCCGACGGUGAUAACGAUCAAGAUGCAACCGGAAAUCGAGGUGCUGUCGGGCGAUGAGAAAUGGGUCAAAUAAAGUGAACCCAGUACCGAUCUUGUGAUUCCAUUGUGAUGCAAUUGAGAGUGUGCAAUUUUUCGACGAAUUUUUUUUUUGUUUUUUUUAUAUUUGGCAAUUUUUGAUGCGAUCUAUCGAAAGUUUAUGAGUGGGCAGCAAUGGCAGUCCCACGAACAUCCCACAAGUCUACAUUUUGUACAUAGACCAGAAGGGCAGCACGGGAGUUUAUUGUUAGAAAUUCAAAGACUUUCGAUUUACAUAGGAUAGUUCUCUAGUUGGAUGCUCUUCAAAAGAACUCCGCUGCGAGAAAUGCGCAUGAAAAACAUACGAAAUAAUAACGCUUUAUAAAAGCGAAAUAAAAUGUAAUAAUAUGUAAAUAAUGUGUAUUCUAAAUUUAAGUAACUUCCAAUUUCAGAGACAGGCAGCAAAUACACUAGAGUACUGUGGCAAACAAUCCCUGAAUCACAAUCUAGAUGUCAACAUUUAUCUAAUAAUCUAAUGUAUUGAUAUGAAAACAAUGAGAGUGGUAAUAUAUUUUUCUACUUGAAGAGAUUUUAAUUCCUAGCAUCGAUCAUGGAAACAAACAACCAUGUAGGAUUACUAAUCAGGCAAUUUUGGAAGAGCUUUCGGAACGAAAUUCAAAAUACCUCUGCUAUACAUUACAUCAGUGAUGAGCAAAAAGUAAACAAAAAUACGCAACAACAAAAAAACAGAAGGAAAGUAAAAAUAUUUUCAAGCGAUAUUCAGCGCAAAAAGAAAUAAUUUGAGGCUGAAGCCAAUCGAUCCGGGAAUCUAUUCGUGUGUUGUUCCGUUUUAUUGGUGUACAGCAGGGGUUACAAUUAUGUUUGACGGCGUUAGAAUCGAUGGAAAAUUCAACUUAAUAUUUUCUACUUAAUCGAACCAUUUUCAACUUGAUCUCUUUAAAGAUUAUUGGUACAAUGAAAUCUGUUUCAAUCAUAGUAUUAACACGUAAUUGUUGAACCUAGCGUAUAGAUGCAGCACUACAAAGUAACAAUAAAAUGGAAUAAUUUAUUCACAUUCAAUGAACACAAAUAAAAAUCUCACAGAGGCCCAAAAAGCAACCGAUUAUUGUACCACACACACACACACACAUUCACUAACAUAACCAGUAGCAAAUUAUAGAAUUUAAAGUUUAAGUACACAUUGAUUGGAAUUCGAAUUGUUAUUCUACAAACUUUUCCCGACUGCUAGCAGCGAGCAAGGACAAACUCUGAGACAAACGGAACCCAGUGGCAAAGUUUUAGCGCAAUCACAAACGAUUGCUUAUGGUUGUAAAUAUAAAUUUUAGUUUGAUGUAGUUAUAUCAAGAAAAAAAACAGUAAACGAGCUUUUUGCUAUGCUACAAGUUUAGCCCAUAUAUUGCGUACUCCCUUCUGACUAAUUCGUUCUGUAAAUGUUGAGUUGAUCACGUUUUCUAGCGCUAAGUUUAGGUGUUUACUGAAUUUUAUGCUCUGCUGAUGUUGUACUCAAGAAACAAAAUCAAAAUACAUGAGAAGAUAGAGGAGAAUUGAAAUGAGCUAUCAAUGGCGAGAGAGGCAUUACGAAAUAAGUAAGGUGAUUGGAGUAUAAGUCCGACCGUUUUAUUGGCUAAGCGCAAGCUUAAUUUCCAUGUGUAAUCUGUUUUUAUUUUUAUUGAAUUAUUGUAUAAAACAAACAAAUAAAUCCGGAACAAAUGA
Molecule: messenger RNA, 9646 nt
Organism: Toxorhynchites rutilus septentrionalis
Lineage: Eukaryota; Metazoa; Arthropoda; Insecta; Diptera; Culicidae
Gene: wge
Product: protein winged eye
Exons: 18
Coding region: 1476-7970 (2164 amino acids)
Molecular function (GO): chromatin binding
Source: RefSeq, a predicted model, not a curated record